AUGGCAUGUUUGCAGGAAGAUGCUAUCCCGAGCCCUUCAAGCAGUUGCGACGUGGCUGAUGUCACGAUUGCCGUUCCUCAAGCGGUGCGGGGAAGAUAUCAGUUCGAUCAAAGUAAUAGAACGGCAUCCUUUGGAAUGAUGGCCGACAGCUACGAAAUGCAGGAGAUGGUGAAAGAAUUCUCGACUGGUGGAUCCCGGCGAGAAUCGGUGGCCGGAGCGAAGAUCGGGUUGAAAAAAUACGUGGAGGAAGAAGACGUCAAGGAAACCAUGGUGUCGAAAACUGUGCGUUUGUUCACAGGCCCGGACAUCAACAAAGAAGUCCCAGAUGUAGACGACAGUUUGCUCAGCAAGGCUCGCCGCGUCGCCACGGACUUUGCCGGGUGGUGGGAUUCGUUGAAAGAGCCAGAACGCGUUGGUUCUACACACAGAGCGCUAGAAUCCAGAUGGUUCCGGGUGACGUCUGCAAUGGUUAUUGUCAUCAACGCAAUUGUCGUGACCUGGUUGACCGACUGGAGCCUGCAAAACACUGGCCGAAAUAUGCCUCCGGGUUUCGAAGUUGUCGACCUCGCGUUCUUGCUUUUCUACGCGGCGGAGAUCGGGAUGAAGUUUUAUGUGCACAGAGGAUAUUACUUCGCUAACGAGAAUGCGGCUUGGAACAUCUUCGACCUGAUAUUGGUUAUUUUUUCUUCCUUUGAUGUUGCUGCCAAUUGGCCCUCGAGCUCCGAUGACGAAGCCCCUCCGAACAACUUGGGCUACAUGCUUUCCCUGUACAUGGCGGUGACAGGAGGGAACGAUUGGUCGGUCUACUACGAGGCCACCCUCGCCAUGGGCUCCUUCUAUCCUGUGGUAUUCCUGUCUUACACCUUCUUCUUCAUCUUCGCGCUUUUCAACAUCCUCACGGGCGUUUUCGUGGAGCGCGCGGUCGCUGCUGCCCUGCCGGACCGAGAGGAGCUGAUCGCGCAGGAACGGAAGAAGAUCCUGAAGCAGGUGGAGGACUUGCGGGCACUCUUCAAAGCUUUGGAUUCGGACCGCUCCGGGAAAAUCUCCAAAGCAGAGUUCUUGGCGGACAUGGAGGAUGACAGGAUUGUGUCCUACAUGCACACAUUGGGUCUGGACAUGCAUGAUGCCGAGCACUUCUUCGACCUGCUGGCGAAUGACAGAAACCAACAGGAAGUCGACAUUGACACCUUCAUCGAGCACUGCAUGAGUAUGAAAGGAACGGCUACCGCCAUGGAUCUGCAUAAGCAGAUGGUCCAGGCGGAGACAGAUGUUUUCAAGCUGGAGCGAAAGAACAUGAGGGCAUCGGCAUUCGCCAUAGCAGUGGUCAUGUAUCCGGAGAACAAGACCGACCGCCACAGCCACGAUCAUGAAUCGCAUUGCCCCUAUGCCAUCCUGGGAGUUGCUCAAAACGCAAGCACCGAGGACAUCAAGCGUGCCUUCAAGGAGAGGGCGAAAAUCACGCAUCCGGAUGUCGUGAAGGGCAGGGACAAGCAUUUCCGAGAAAUGGUCGAUGCCUAUCGGGUCCUCAGGGACCCAAGGAAGCGCGCAGAGCAGCCUGGCCAUGUCGCGAAGCAACGGGGCGAGCCUGAUCUCAGCGACGGGUGGCCCCGUGGCGAAGGCCAGGGCCUUUCCGAAGCGGCCCGCGCGAAGCUCUACAACUAUCCGGUGGGCGGUGCAGGGCCCCGCUCCCGAAGCCAACACAGAUACAGUGGGCAAGGCACAGCAGGCAUGCAAGGUUCUAGCACGCUGCAGGAAGUCGCGCCGAUGUUCUUCUUUGCCCUCUUGGGCUGCCUCUUCGCCUACAAGCACUACCAAGCCAACGACGAGAGCAAGUUGCGUCCCGAGCUCUACUCUAUGCGCGCACCG
Molecule: messenger RNA, 1866 nt
Organism: Symbiodinium necroappetens
Lineage: Eukaryota; Dinophyceae; Suessiales; Symbiodiniaceae
Source: the annotation of a GenBank genome assembly